AUUACAGUAUMACUUAAUACAUGUAUAUAGUUAAAAUGUAUUGUAUUAUUUUAUAUCAUCGAUUAUAUGAUAUUAUAUGGUUGCUAGGAGACCAUUUUUACUAGCCUAUACAACGAAAUGGUCAGAAAGUAAAUCAUGAUAGUGAAGUAAAAUAAAGCGUACCGAUAAUUUAAAAUGCAAGAUCCUAAAAUCAAGCCAAAGAAGAUGAUAAACAUUGAAGCUGACUGCAUUAAAGCGGUGAACACUUAUAUGCAAGUUAAAGCUGAGUCAAAAAAUUUUAUCAAGAAAUUUCCAGAGUGGGAUACAUUACCGAAAACGCUUGACAACGAACUAAUAAUAGCUAUUCGAGAGCGAGACUCCGCAAAAACCCGCCUGAAAAUCAAGCGAAAAGAAAAAAAAGCGUUUGACAGGGAGAUGGAGGAAAAGUGGAAAGAUCUUGAGCAGAAACUUAAAGAACUGCGAGAAGAUGAGUUAAGACACGAACAGUUUUCUUUGGAAAACGAAUUGAAAUGCGAAAUACUCACGAGGAAGACAAACGAAGACGACGAAGAAACAAAACGCUAUGAACAGCAAACCGUACCGAUGCAGCAGUCAAUAUUAAAGCUUGAAGAAGCUGCCGAAGGGAUGCAACAUAGCGUGGAUGAGUUGAAGCCAUUUGAAGAUUUUCUCGAAAAAGUAGUGGAGGAGUCGAAAGAGUUUAGAAACAUAGAUGAAGUUAUAAAGAGAUAUGAAAACUUGACCAAUAUACGGAAGGAGUUGGCGCAAAAACACGAAAAGAAGACUGCGGAUUUGAAACGAUUGACAAUGGACAUUUUUAGACGUUCAAAGGAAACAAGCGAAGAGGCUGAACACGUGUCUGUCGAAAUGGCUGAUGUCGUGGAAUCGUUGGGAAAACUAAAAGACGAGAUGAUCAAGACCGACYUGGCUUAUCGCAAGAUUGAAAACGUGGCCAAAGAAAAGAAAAUCGAGGGUGAUUUGGUGGCCGCAUCUGUGUGGAAUAUCUACAAGCAAAUGUGUCGGCGUGUAAAAAAAUCUGUGCCCAACAAAAUACCGGACAUACAAACUCAAUUGGCAUUCAUUGCCGAAGAAUACCAACAGUUGACCAAAGUAUUGAACAUGGCUGAGAAAAUCAAAGAAAAAACCAACAAAAGGGAGAUUCAGAGAAACUGAUAUAUUUGCGAUUAAUAAAUGAUGUAUUAUGUAAAUGUUAUACAGCAAAUGAUGAAUAUUAUUUAUUAAAUAUUUUAUACUCUACGAUUGGUAUGGUCUAACAGCAGGCUGGUUACAACACAAAUGCGCAAUUUUUCUUUUUUUGACCCGACUAAUUAUACCACGAUUGCUCAAAAAAUGUGUAAUAUGAUUGCGCCCCGAUCCUUUUUAACCUGUUAAAAUCACAUCACCAUUGCGCACCAAAUGAUAUGUGUAUAU
This is a messenger RNA of Diuraphis noxia (Russian wheat aphid), 1428 nucleotides long. RefSeq lists its product as uncharacterized. The record is from RefSeq and is a predicted model, not a curated record. NCBI's taxonomy places the organism in Eukaryota, Metazoa, Arthropoda, Insecta, Hemiptera, Aphididae.